AUGAACGAUACCAUGGACAUGGACGAAAAGAAGCCCGUUUUUGGGAAUAAUUCCGAGGAUAUACAAACCAAGUUGGACAAGAAGCUGGGCCCUGAGUAUAUUUCCAAAAGAAUUGGGUUCGGGACUAGCAGGAUCGCUUACAUUGAGGGUUGGAGGGUGAUUAAUUUGGCGAACCAGAUCUUUGGGUAUAAUGGCUGGUCCACGGAAGUGAAAAGCGUGAUUGUUGAUUUUUUGGACGAACGCCAGGGAAAGUUUAGUAUAGGUUGCACAGCGAUCGUUCGUGUCACAUUAACCAGUGGGACUUACAGGGAGGAUAUUGGGUACGGUACUGUGGAGAAUGAAAGGAGGAAGCCCGCAGCUUUCGAACGGGCUAAGAAAUCUGCUGUCACGGAUGCCUUGAAAAGGUCUUUGAGAGGGUUUGGGAAUGCUUUGGGGAACUGUCUUUAUGAUAAGGAUUUCCUGGCAAAGAUUGAUAAGGUCAAGUUCGACCCGCCAGAUUUUGAUGAAAAUAAUUUGUUUAGACCCACUGAUGAAAUCAGUGAAAGCUCAAGAUCGAAUACUUUGCACGAAAAUCAUGAACAACAACAAUACCCGAAUAAAAGAAGACAAUUGACUAAAGCCACAACCGCUAGUGUGGACUCAAAGAGUAAUCUGGUGAAGCUAGAAAACAACGCCGACAAGGGCGGGCCUAUGAUGGAUCCACCAACGGGCACCACCAAUAAUAAUAGCAAUCAUCCUAAACCCUCUGACGCAUCCAAACAAGAUCAAGAUGAUUUACUGGAUGACUCUCUUAUGUUCAGUGAUGAUUUCCAAGACGACGAUCUGAUAGAUAUGGGUAAUACGAACAAUAAUGUAUUACCAACCGACGCAGAUCCGCUGUUGGCUAAGCAAAGCUCCAAUCCAAACUCUAAUUCAGAGGCGGAUAAAAUUACAUUUGUCACUGCUAAGGCGGCAACCUCUGUUCAGAAUGAAAAUCAUAUCGGUGACGAGAACAUUUUUGACCCAAAAUAUCAGGCUCAGUCCAUCAGACACACCAUCGAUCAGACUACGUCCAAACACGUUCCAGCAAGUGCAAUAAAGGAUAAAGCGAUGAAUAGUUCGAGGGAUUCUGUUUAUGAAAAGUUUGCGCCAAAAGGAAAACAAAUAAACAUGAAGAACAAUGACAAAGAACUAGGCGCAAAUGUGCGAGAACCAAGUGGAAAUCAAGUACCGCAAGAAAUUGCCCAGAAUAAAUCAAAUACUGUCACCGCUGCGCCUGCUACCACCACUGCUCCACGGUUUGCGCCACCUUCAAAGGUAGUACAUCCCAACGGGAGUGGUGCAGUAGCUGCGCUUCCGCCGCAAAGAUCUACGAGAAGAGAAGUUGGCAGACCGAAGGUUAUUCCAUUACAUGCACGCAAGCCUAGUUGA
This is a messenger RNA of Saccharomyces eubayanus, 1410 nucleotides long. RefSeq names its product recombinase RAD52 (gene RAD52). The record is from RefSeq and is a predicted model, not a curated record. NCBI's taxonomy places the organism in Eukaryota, Fungi, Ascomycota, Saccharomycetes, Saccharomycetales, Saccharomycetaceae. Gene Ontology annotation, cellular component: nucleus. The coding region runs from base 1 to 1410 and encodes 469 amino acids. Gene Ontology annotation, biological process: double-strand break repair via homologous recombination; mitotic recombination; DNA recombinase assembly. The transcript has a single exon.